UUACCUCCCUUGGCAGUCCAUUACAGUUUGGAUGCAACAAUUUCACUGGCUUCAUUUCGUUGAAGUAUCAUCAUUAGGUUCAUUAUUGUUUAGGAAGUCUUAUUCCUUCUUUUAUAUAAUGUCAUUUUUAAGAUGACACACUCUGUUGUUAUUUCGUAGUUUAUGGUAGAGUGAUACAAAAUGGGUGCUGAAACUAGCAUUCUGGAAAACUGUGAGAUCGGAGCUAAGCUUCCUCUAAAAGCCGAUGUUGAUUGGGUUGUCCAGGAAGCUGUUCAGAAAAAUCCCAAUUUACCCCGUCUGGCUAUCUUCACUAAAAAAAAGAAGGACUGCAAAAGAGAAGUGGAUAUAAUUGCACUUAAUGCUAAACAACUGAAAGUACUGCGUCAUCCAGCAAUCGUCCGAUAUAUUUUGUCAGGUCACUCAGCUGAUGGCUCCUAUCUGGUCACUGAGUUUGUAAAACCUCUAGAAACAGUGACUAAAGACUUGUCUCCUGUGGAAAUAUGUUCAGGCUUUUAUAACAUUAUUGAUGCUUUGGUUUUCCUUCAUGAAACAGUUGAAAUCUCACAUAACAAUAUUUGCCAGUCUUCAAUUUUUGUGACAAAAGAUGGUACCUGGAAAUUGGGUGGAUUUGAACAUGCAUGCCAUUUUGAACAGCUGACACCCAAGUUUUUGGAAAAUUGUCGAGCUCUUCGUAGUCAAAGUGCAAUCUCACCUGAGGAAAAGGCUGAUAAUCUAUGUAUUAGUUCAAAAGCAAUGCAUGUAUUGGAUGCUUACUCUUUUGGGAAACUUGCUGAAGAAUUCUUUGACCAACUCAAAGAAUUAGGAGACCUUUUUAAAACAUUUGAAUUGCGAAUUCAAGAUGAGUAUCUCAGUCGAGACCCAAAACAAAGACCACCAUUAAAAUGUUUGUUGACUGAUCGCCUUUUUAAAUACGAAAACCAUUUUCUUGAAGUUAAACUUUUCCUCAAAAACAUCACAUUAAAAUCUAGCGAAGAGAAAACAGAUUUCUUCAGCCAAGUUGUUUCAAUGCUGCAGGAAUAUUCUGAAGAACUGGUUGGGAGUCAGUUGAUUCAUUUAUUGCUUUCUCGGUUUGUUGUCUUGAACAAAGAUGCUGAAGAGUUCUUGCUUCCAAGUCUUCUUAUUCCUCAACAAGCUCAGAAUAACGAUUCCAGUGAGAAGUCAAGCAGCACUCCUUGUUCAUUGUCAAUCUUCAGUAAACCCGUAUUUAAAAAGUACGUCAUUCCAGAAUUGGUAAACAUUUUCAAAGUCCGUGAAGUUCAUAUCCGUCUACUUCUUUUGAAAUAUUUCCGUUAUUAUGUUGAGUUAUUUGAAAAAGAAGAAAUUGAGGAAGUAAUUUUCCCACAGUUGCUUCUUGGACUUCGUGAUGUAAAUGACAAACUAGUGUCUGCCAGUUUACAUGCUGUGGCAGACCUUGUUCCAAUAUUGGGAGGGGAUACUGUUAUUGGAGGACCACAGAAGCAAUAUUUCAAAGAAGGUAAACCCAAGAAUGUUCAAAGUGUAAUAAAAGAAGAAAAAUUAACUUCAGUAAAGCAAGCACUUAAAAAGCCGUUGUUGAAAGAUCUCGCAGCCUCAAUAAGAAGUCCUUUGAGGAAAUCUAAUAAACAUACAGAUGAAGAAACAGAUAAAAAACAUUGUAAAGUAAUUCUUGAAAAUAAUGACAAGGCAGCUAAAGUGAUUGACAGCGUACCCAAGAAAGAUUUUAUUAUUGAAGAUAAUUCUGUAGAAGUGAAAAUUACUGACCCUUCAGCAGAAGUGAUAUAUGAAAAAUAUAAACCAGAUGAUCCCGAUAACUGGGUAGAUUGGGACAACCCUGAAGAAUGGGAUGAUGAUGAAAAAAAUCAGUAUUUUGAACGUGAAAUUGAAGCUGAGCUAGCUCAGAUGAGUUCAGUAGGUGAUUCUGUUAGAAAUAAGAAGCAACUAGACAAUGAAAUUCUAAGAAACGCUGUCAAUGAUAUCCAUUUGAACUCAGCAGAUGUAACUUCAGUUAAUAAUACCAACUCUAAAUUAGAUGAAACUUGGUCUUCAACAGCUGACUUUAAUAGUUCAUGGGCAGGAGACCAGCCCUCAAUAGAUUCAAACCUCCAUGCACUGACUGUCAUUAAAACACACUCUAGACAAGAAAUUUCACCUAAUAGCCUACAUUAUUCUGCCAAUGUGUCUAAAAACAUUUCUGCCAAACAACUUGGUGAAGAAUUUGACAUCAUGAAUAUUAAGGUACCUAAGAAGUCCCAAGAAAUUGACUAUUUUGCUGAUAUGCAGCCUGUGAUAUCCAGUUCUUCCAAAGCAGAACUGUCUGAAAUAGCUCUUUCUACUAGUCAUUCUGAUGACUCAAAUUUUAAAGAGGAACAAAUUUUGAAGAGUUCAUUGUCUUUUGCUAUUUCAGAAGAUGCUGCUGAGGUAAACAUAGACGGCUGGGGUGACGAUCUAAACUGGGAAGAAAUAAACUCUAAAAUAAAUUAAUAUUUAUAAAUUUUCA
Octopus sinensis (East Asian common octopus) is the source of this 2497-nucleotide messenger RNA. RefSeq names its product protein-associating with the carboxyl-terminal domain of ezrin. Gene Ontology annotation, biological process: protein phosphorylation. Bases 181 to 2481 code for a protein of 766 amino acids. The record is from RefSeq and is a predicted model, not a curated record. NCBI's taxonomy places the organism in Eukaryota, Metazoa, Mollusca, Cephalopoda, Octopoda, Octopodidae. The transcript has 13 exons. Gene Ontology annotation, molecular function: protein kinase activity; ATP binding.